This is a messenger RNA of Cricetulus griseus (Chinese hamster), 6318 nucleotides long. Lineage: Eukaryota; Metazoa; Chordata; Mammalia; Rodentia; Cricetidae. The record is from RefSeq and is a predicted model, not a curated record.
CACACACACACACACACACACACGCUCACUCUCAGCUCCACACCAUGGUAGUUCAGACUGCAGUGACUCCAAACAGACCUCAGAGACUUCUGAAAAUACCAUAUGGAUCUCUGAGAAGGCGCAGCGUGGAGAGGAUGACGGAGGGCCGUCGAUGUCAAGUACAUCUCCUUGAUGACAGGAAGCUGGAGCUCCUAGUACAGCCCAAGCUUUUGGCCAAGGAGCUUCUUGACCUGGUGGCCUCUCAUUUUAACCUGAAGGAAAAGGAAUACUUCGGAAUUGCAUUCACAGACGAGACGGGACACUUGAACUGGCUUCAACUAGAUCGAAGAGUACUGGAGCACGACUUCCCCAAAAAGUCUGGGCCGGUGGUUCUGUACUUCUGUGUCAGAUUCUAUAUAGAAAGCAUCUCCUACCUGAAGGACAAUGCCACCAUCGAGCUCUUCUUCCUGAAUGCAAAGUCCUGCAUCUAUAAGGAGCUUAUUGAUGUGGACAGUGAGGUGGUGUUUGAACUGGCUUCCUAUAUUUUACAGGAAGCAAAAGGAGAUUUCUCUAGCAAUGAGGUGGUAAGGAGUGACCUGAAAAAGCUGCCAGCCCUUCCUACCCAAGCCCUGAAGGAACACCCCUCCCUGGCCUACUGUGAGGACAGAGUCAUUGAGUACUACAAGAAACUGAAUGGCCAGACAAGGGGUCAAGCAAUCGUGAACUACAUGAGUAUCGUGGAGUCUCUCCCAACCUACGGUGUUCACUAUUAUGCAGUGAAGGACAAGCAGGGGAUACCAUGGUGGCUGGGACUAAGCUACAAAGGAAUCUUCCAGUAUGACUACCAUGAUAAAGUGAAGCCAAGGAAGAUAUUUCAAUGGAGACAGUUGGAGAAUCUCUAUUUCAGGGAAAAGAAGUUUUCCGUGGAAGUUCAUGACCCCCGUAGGGCUUCCGUGACCAGGAGGACUUUUGGGCACAGUGGCAUUGCUGUGCACACGUGGUAUGCAUGUCCAGCAUUAAUCAAGUCCAUUUGGGCGAUGGCGAUUAGCCAACAUCAGUUCUAUCUGGACAGAAAACAAAGUAAGUCCAAGAUCCAUGCAGCACGAAGUCUGAGUGAGAUCGCCAUUGACCUAACAGAAACAGGGACACUGAAGACCUCGAAGCUGGCCAACAUGGGGAGCAAAGGGAAAAUCAUUAGCGGCAGCAGUGGGAGCCUGCUGUCCUCAGGUUCUCAGGAAUCAGAUAGCUCUCAGUCGGCCAAGAAAGACAUGCUGGCUGCCUUGAAAUCCAGGCAGGAAGCUCUGGAGGAGACACUACGCCAGAGGCUGGAGGAACUGAAGAGAUUGUGUCUCCGGGAAGCUGAGCUCACGGGCAAACUGCCUGUUGAAUAUCCCCUGGAUCCAGGAGAGGAACCACCUAUUGUUCGGAGAAGAAUUGGGACAGCCUUCAAGCUGGAUGAACAGAAAAUCCUGCCUAAAGGAGAGGAAGCUGAGCUGGAACGCUUGGAACGGGAGUUUGCAAUUCAGUCCCAGAUCACCGAGGCUGCCCGCCGCCUAGCCAGCGACCCCAAUGUCAGCAAAAAACUGAAGAAGCAAAGAAAAACCUCUUAUCUGAACGCACUGAAGAAGCUGCAGGAGAUUGAAAAUGCAAUCAACGAGAACCGAAUCAAGUCAGGGAAGAAACCCACCCAGAGGGCCUCACUAGUCAUAGACGAUGGAAAUAUUGCCAGUGAAGACAGCUCCCUCUCUGAUGCCCUUGUUCUUGAAGAUGAAGACUCUCAGGUUACCAGCACAAUAUCCCCCCUCCAGUCUCCACACAAGGGACUUCCUCCUCGGCCACCAUCAUCGCACAACAGGCCUCCUCCCCCACAGUCCCUGGAGGGACUCAGGCAGAUGCACUAUCACCGCACUGACUAUGACAAGUCACCCUUAAAGCCCAAAAUGUGGAGUGAGUCCUCUUUAGACGAGCCCUAUGAGAAGGUGAAGAAACGCUCCUCCCACAGUCAUUCCAGCAGCCACAAGCGCUUCCCCAGCACAGGAAGCUGUACUGAGGCAGGAGUAAGCAGCUCCUUGCAGAACAGCCCCAUCCGAGGCCUCCCACACUGGAAUUCCCAGUCUAGCAUGCCAUCCACCCCAGACCUGCGUGUCCGGAGUCCCCACUACGUUCAUUCCACAAGGUCAGUAGACAUCAGUCCCACGAGACUGCACAGCCUUGCACUGCACUUUAGGCAUCGGAGCUCCAGCUUGGAGUCCCAGGGCAAGCUCCUGGGCUCAGAGAAUGACACCGGUAGCCCGGACUUCUACACUCCGAGGACUCGUAGCAGCAAUGGCUCGGACCCCAUGGAUGACUGCUCGUCGUGCACCAGCCACUCGAGCUCAGAACACUACUACCCGGCACAGAUGAACGCCAACUACUCAACGCUGGCUGAGGACUCGCCGUCCAAGGCGCGCCAGCGGCAGCGGCAGAGGCAGCGGGCAGCAGGCGCACUGGGCUCAGCGAGCUCCGGCAGCAUGCCCAACCUGGCAGCACGCAGCGGGGCUGCAGGCGCGGGUGGUGGUGGCGUGUACCUGCACAGCCAGAGCCAGCCGAGCUCGCAGUACCGCAUCAAGGAGUACCCACUGUAUAUUGAGGGCAGCGCCACACCCGUUGUGGUGCGCAGCCUGGAGAGUGACCAGGAGGGCCACUACAGCGUCAAGGCACAGUUCAAGACCUCCAAUUCCUACACCGCUGGCGGCCUGUUCAAAGAGAGCUGGCGUGGGGGUGGUGACGAGGGCGAUGCAGGCCGCCUUACACCUUCGCGCUCCCAGAUCCUGCGGACUCCUUCGUUGGGGCGUGAUGGCACCCAUGACAAAGGCUCUGGCCGUGCUGCAGUAUCAGAUGAGCUGCGCCAGUGGUACCAGCGCUCCACAGCCUCGCACAAGGAGCACAGCCGCCUCUCGCACACCAGCUCCACUUCCUCGGACAGCGGCUCUCAGUACAGCACCUCUUCCCAGAGCACCUUCGUGGCGCACAGCAGGGUCACCCGGAUGCCCCAGAUGUGCAAGGCCACGUCAGCUGCCUUACCUCAAAGCCAGAGAAGCUCAACACCGUCAAGUGAAAUUGGAGCCACCCCACCAAGCAGUCCCCACCACAUCCUGACCUGGCAGACUGGGAGCUACAGUGAUAGCUGCUUCCUGGAUUCCUCCCUCUAUCCAGAGCUAGCUGAUGUCCAAUGGUACGGACAGGAAAAAGCCAAGCCCGGGACCCUCGUGUGAGCCAGCCCGGCCUGUUCUGACCGUCGCACGCCAUUCUGAGUCACCUCACUGCCUCUCAGUUGCCUUACCCAGACACACUGUCACCUGCACCAGCUUCGGCCCUCGGCACUUUUUUCUCCUGUCUCCAUAUCCCUUUCAUCCUCAAAAACCUGACUGAGGAGACAUUCUGGAAGGUUCCGAUCCCACUGUGUGUCCCCUGGCUCUCUGGGCAAGAGAGCCAGACAACAAUCCUCAAUGGCACCUUGGUGGUUUCCCUUUGCCAUGACAGCCCCAGGCCAGGAACUGUCAGGGAGGCCAACACAAGCAAUUCCUGUGGAAAAGAAGCGUUGGAAGAGAAUGGAAAAAGAUAGGUCUAUCUGUAUGCCAGCUGUGUCCAGCUGCCACCAGAGGCCAACUGAGUGCUUCAAGAGGAUGCCUCAUGGGGAUACCCAGUUUAUACCAGAAAUAUUCUGUAUUCUGUAAUGAGACAGCUGCAAGAGUACCUAAGGGGAAGAGUGAGAAAGGAAGGCCAGCGCUUCAGAGAUGCAUUGGAGGAUCACAAUCGGUUCUAUGCUGCCAAAGAUUAGACACAUUCAACAAUAAACAGAUAGGAGGGGCCAAGAGGAACACACUUUUUCUGCAGUGAAAUUCCUUUUCAGUUCUAAACUGCUUCUAUGCAGCCCAAGUUAGAGUCAACCAUUUGUAAAUCGUGUCCUGUCGUGACCCAUCUCCUGUCCAGUCCACUUCCCCCUACCUGAGAGCCUGGAAAUGAACCCAAUGGGACAGUGAAGAUGGAGGAGGCUUGGCUGCCUGGCAGAUGCAGAAUCUGUCUGUCUGGACAUGAAGGAAAACAGAGAUUGGAAGGAGGAGCAGGGCGCUGUUAACCACCCUCUGCAGGGGCCUCAGCCUAUGCCCCCGAAGCUGCUUUCCUUUUGGGACUGGUCUGAAGCUAGUGAUCAUUGCCAAAAGCAGUUCUCUCUUGUUAAAACAGCCAGUAAAAGUGUAACCUUUCUUUUUUGUACAAGGCGUUUCAUUUUCUUUUUUAUGAGAAACCAAGGGAAAAAGCACAUUGCAGUCUAUUCAAGUGUUUUACUGUUGUGGCUCAUUUUGUUUGUUAACACAUGUGUGACAAAGAACUCAGAUGGACCUCUCCUGUGUGUCACUUAGUCAAAGAACCCAAGUAUGCCCUUAGGUAGGAAGAUUUUUUUUAUGUGUCUACCAGCCGGCAGGCAGGCAGGCAGAGCAGAGUUGAAAUGACUCAGCUCCCAAAGGGCCCAUCAACCUCCAGCAGUAUCCAUGAUCUUGAUUACCACCUCUGUCCACAGAUACAAGAGGAUAAAAGGCAAAAAAAAAAAAAAAAAAAAAAAAAAGCAUGCAUGCAAGCUGCUCGUUUACAUGUGUUUUGAGCUAUGCUCAACACACAACCAAAAAGCCAUCAAUCUUCAAAGGCCUCAAAAUUUUAUAUAAUAACUAACCAGUGAACAGUCUUGGUUGGGUUACUCAAGAUGGCACAAAAGAGUUUCCCGGGAGGUAGUACAUGUUAAUAUAAGUGGGACCUGCGGGGGUCACCUUUGAUAUGACUUCCUGUGGGAAAGGCAUCCAAGAACAGGAGCCAGGGUGGGAGUACUUUUGUGGGAAAGCAGAUCUAAAAGUUAGCUGUGGCAUCAACAGAAUAACCUUUGUUGUUCAUGUAUGUGAAUCCAAGAACAACAAUAGACUCCACCAGACCAAGAGGGUAAGAAAUGGACACCAGCAAGGACUAACCCCAUUGCUCUGAAGUCAACAGCAAGCAUUCAUACCAUAUGGUCUUAGGUCUCCUCUGCCAUAUUUCUAUGGUCCAUUCAAGGCCGGGUACCCCAGAGCUGGCAUAGCUGACAUGGCUGGCUUGAUGACUCUAGCUUUCAAAAACAGUACUCUUCCCAAACACUGCAGGGGUAACCCUGUAGGAUUGGUAGAAACUGGAUAAUGGUACAAAAUGAAUCUGGGGCUUGAUGGAGAUGGGGGCUCCCUUUUUUAUUGCUCCUAAUGAUGAUGAUCCAGAGCUACAAAAGGCAGGUUUAUUCGGGGAAUUUUUUUUUUUUUCUUCCUUCCCUAAUAGGAAAUGUGACACAUUGGGUCAAUUUUUUUUUUCUUCCAAAAGGAGAUGCCUGAAUAAUUAGACUGAACUAUGGUGCAACAGUAAAAGUCCAAAGGGAAACAAAGAACAAGACAAGGUUACAUGGUUACAGGUUAUAGGUUAUAACAUAGACAGUGGUUUGAAAAUCAGUUCUGAAUUUGGUUGGAUCAAUGAGAGAGGCAGAAGGAAUCUAAAAUAUAAUACAUUUGGGGAGCAGAUGGAAGCUGUGAACACCGUCAGGAUAGUCUGAUAGUAAGGACAGAGAUUAAGUAAAACAGGUUUUACUGUUUAGCUGUGUUCAGUUAAUACAAUGUACAUAAUAAGCAUUAGUCCUUUGAGACUGACAUGGUAAAUGGUCAGUGUGGUGGUGAACACUCUAGGUGUUGUAUGCAAGCACCUGCAAACGCUUUACAGAUCCCUAUUUCUUUAAAGGAAGAUGAAAUAUGAAGCCCCCAGUCUGAUCUAAAGCCCCUAUUGGAUUCUUUGGGUACAUGUAAGAAAUUGCCUGUUUCAGCCAGAAGACUAUGUUGUGAGCCAGGGUGGUUUAUUUUGUUAUAUGCAGGUGAGUGUUGAAACUGUUAAAAAUCCCAAUUUGUUUUCAUUCAGUAUUAGUUUAGUUCUAAAAUAUAGCAAACCUCAUCCAGGUGCUAUCAGACGACCAAUUACUGCUUAGUUAACUAGGUGUAAAGUUUUACAUAACCAUUCAUGUCAAUAGUUUAUUACAAGUUGUGUAAAAUGGACUCUAGUUUAAUAAUGGGGGGAAAAGAUUAGGUUGCUCCUGAAACUGACUGUAGAGCAUGUAAAAUGAUUUUACUGGAUUCUGUUCAAUUGUAAUCAAUGAAAAAGAUGUAUGUUGUAGACAAAGUUGCAGAAUUAAAAGAGAAAUCUGCUUUUAAUUUAUUCUUUUUGUAUUAAGAAUUUGUAUAGUACCUUUACAUUUUGCAGAACAGUGUUGUCAACACUUAUUAAAGCAUUUUCAAAAUGAAAACA